AUGGGAGGAGUUGUGUGGCAUUUGGGGCUCCAGCUGUGCAUUGCUGCUGCGCUGCUCUUUGGUGGAGGAAAAGGGAGAGAGCUCUCUGGCAGCCUGAGCUGCCUGAAUAACUACAUGACUACCGUGAGCUGCGUGUGGGUAACGGAGAAGCCCGUGGGCAAUGGACCUUUCCACCUGCAUUUCACCAACCUCUGGUCAAAGGGCCACAACGCCAGCUGCAAACUGACUGCCACAGAGAGCAUGCAGAAUCAGUACCACUGCACAAUUCAUUUAGCCAGCCAGAUCUUGGAAACAGAUGGUUAUAGAGUCUCUCUCCAGGGAAACUUCUUUGGAUGUAAUCAGACAUACAUGGCCUUUCUAGAGUACAAUCCCCGCAAACACAUAAAACUUGAUCCACCUUUGAACAUCCAGAGCAAUGCCACUGCCAACAAGUGCCAGAUAUGGUGGAGUGCGUGGAAUGUGCCUUGGUACCUCGCUGAAAUUCUCCAAUAUGAGUUGCAGUAUAAGGAGUACAGCAUGUCCUGGGAGGUUGCAAUGAACAAGACACUGCCCAGUUCACUGCCACAAGUAGAAAUUGAAGCCACAGAGCUUCGCAGUGGCAUUGCUUAUGCUGCAAGAGUUCGCUGCAAAGUUUCUGAAAAUGAGAAUUCAUACCAGAGUCAAUGGAGUGAGUGGAGCCAGACAACAGUGUUUAAAAGAGCAGAUGUCCCCAAAGUCUCUGAAAAUAUUCUAAAUAUCAAAACUAUGCAGUACUUGUUCAUUCCUCUGAGUUUUGGCACUCUACUCUAUUUAUUAUGGAACUGCAAGCUUUCCUCAAGGGCAAAAAGCCUCACCUGCUUUAACAUUCCCACACCAGCUGCUUUCUUUCAGCCACUCUAUAGUUUGCACAAUGGGAAUUUUAAGGACUGGGUUGGACUGAAUGAGGCUUGUAGCCAGCUUGAAAGAGAAGAGGCCAGCAACUCAAGCAAAGUGAAUGCAGAUAGAGUUUCUGAUCUAAACACCCAAGAACUGAUUUCCCAAAUCUCAUUGAAACCUACCGGAAGCACAGAUGUGGUUACUGCAGAAGAAAACUUUGCAUUUGCCUCAGGUCCAAGCCAGCAGUAUGUCCCCAGCAGGUACAUAAGAGCAGAAGAGAUAGAGAUGCGGCCAGGACUAUUGUUUGCACCAAACCAUGCUGAUGAUACCGUUGGCCCAAAAUUAUCUGAAAUCAUUAAAGACAACCUUGAGAGCCCUAGUGUUGGAAGGAAUUAUCCCUCUCACUCACAGCAUGGAAAAGGUGACUUUCUUAUGCUUCGAGAAUCUUUGGGGAUAAAAGAUGUGUCCUUCAGUGGUAGUGACUAUUGUACUUUGUGUGACAAUGAUACCACAGGAGGUUUGAUUUCCGCUGAACUACUGAAGCUUUCUAAUCACAAUAGUCAUGUUAAACAUCAGAAAGAUCAGCAACAUUUGCUGAAGAAUACUGCCCACAAAGUUCCUUGUGCUCUCCUAUCACCUCCCAAGCGGCACAAAUGGUGA
This is a messenger RNA of Camarhynchus parvulus, 1515 nucleotides long. RefSeq names its product interleukin-9 receptor-like. Bases 1 to 1515 code for a protein of 504 amino acids. Gene Ontology annotation, cellular component: membrane; external side of plasma membrane. NCBI's taxonomy places the organism in Eukaryota, Metazoa, Chordata, Aves, Passeriformes, Thraupidae. Gene Ontology annotation, molecular function: cytokine receptor activity; protein binding. Gene Ontology annotation, biological process: cytokine-mediated signaling pathway; immunoglobulin mediated immune response. The record is from RefSeq and is a predicted model, not a curated record. The transcript has 8 exons.